GAGAACGGCAGAGCUUGUGUUCUGCUGCAGUGUUGACGCUGCAUUUUUUGGGUGCAGCCGAAGUUUUACGGUUGACCUUCAUGCGUGGCACACUCGUACCCUCCUAACCGCUGUCCUCUCUAAAGUGUUCUCUGGGCUCUUAGUGCAGGAAUUCAGAACCGCAGUCCAAAGCCUGGCCCGGUCACACAGGAACAGGAACUUGGCUACUUCCUAGAGACUGGACUUCAGAGGGCUCAUGUUAUUCAUUUCAAAAAUGGACAUGUGCUACAGUGAGUGGUCUAGGAACCUGCUGAGCUUUUUGUUUGCCAACUAACUCCCUGUCUGUCUUUGUGCCUUUUUUUGUUUGUUUGUUUCAAAUGCCUCAUUAACCUCAUCAGCCUGUGUAUGUCUGUGCGUCUCAUGUUAUUUAUGUGUGUUUUGAUGCCACACUCUCCCCCUGCACCACGGCCUCUGCACCAUGGAGAUGUGUGUUUGACGACUACUCGUACGUAUACCUACACGUUCUUCAUGUAGAGUAGUGCCUUGCUUUUAUUGUAGGAGCUUCACACAGAAGCCAAAACCUAGUGAGCUGCCUAUAUAAGCAGUCUUUUAAGGCAGCAUAGGCACGCUCUCAACAUGAAGGCUGCAUCAUUACGCUGCAUUCAGAAAUUUUUGGCUAAAUUUUAAGAUGGCAUUGUAUGUAUCCUUAAUGGAUAAGAAAAUCCCAGAAUGAUUGAAACAAAUGAAAAAAAAAAAAAAACUGUCCAAGAUGGACAAUGCAAGAUAUGAUUAUAAAUACUUAUUUGUUCAAAGCCAAAAAGUAUCAAUAAAUUAGUCAAAAUAAAGCUAUUAAGUCUAAUGAAAUAUAAUGGAAAUAAAAUAUAUUAAUAAAUAUUACAAUAGAAUAUACACUACUGUUCUAAAGUUUGUGUGCGUUUAUGGCUUCGUCAAGAUUUUUUGGAGGGGAAAAAACAGUACGAAAUUUUAUAAUGUUACAAAGUAUUGUAUGUAUUUGGCAUACAGUCAAACCAAAAAUUAUUCAGACACUAGAUAUAUUUUUUAUAUAUAUAUUUUUUUUUUUUACUGGUGGGUACAGGACACUAUAGUUAAUUUAUGUAAGAGAGGAUAGCAAAAUAAAGUAAACUGUGACAUAUUUUACCCAAAACUUUCUUCAUACAGUGGACUACCAGUAAAAUUGAUAAAAAUUUGGGACCAAAAAUUAUUCAGACACUUUGACCUGACCAUGUUUUGCUUAAGUGUUAUCUGAUCUUGUCAUAUUUUAUUACCAUUUUUUUAAACUAUAGUGAAUGAAUUGUAAUAAUGAAUGAAAUGUUCAAGGUGUCUGAAUAAAUUUUAGUUUGACUGUAUGUAACUUACAUUGCAUUCAAGGUACACAUUUUAUCAGUUCAUACAUUUCCUGAGAUUCUAAAUUAUGACAUUGCAGUUGCUAUCACCAUGUUCUACUGAUUAAGCUACAGUAAUGUAGUUUUUUCAGUUUUUACUCAACAUUUGUCUAUUUUUUGCAAAUUAAUGUAUAAAGCUGUUAGCUUAGCAACAUGCUAACUUUAAACUUAUAGAAAUCAAUUGUGAGUCGAGUCACACAGUGGCAACAAGGCAGGCAACUAUUUUUGGAGCAAAACGAAUCAAACAGAAAGAGGGAAAUGAAAAGGAGAGUGUCUAGAAUAGUGCUGCUUUGAUGCCCAGGUGAACUAAACAUGGAGGAUCUCACAGGUGGAUUAAUCUCUGUCAGCAAAAAUUUGAUUUUGUUUACUCUGAUAGACCUUCUGAUUGCAGAGAGAUUAAGAGAGUAAAAGAUCUUUUGCAGAGAGUAACAGAAUUAGUCAGUGAUCUUCCUGUUGUAGGAGGGUAAGGGAAGGCAUGGGAAAGCUGAAGGAGUAGGAGACAAGUUCAUCCUAUAACCUAAUCUUUCGUUCUAACCAGAGGAACAUCUUCUUUUUUUUUUUCUUUUAGCGAUUUGCAGCACUAGUGUGAAACCUGAGGUGGCCUUACAAAUGCCAAUUUGAGCUUGUUUAUGAGAAUGUCUGUCAUUAUUUAUUGUGCAGUGAGCGUGUGGUUGGGGAAGGAUCUACCAUAUGGAUGCAGGUGGGGCAUCUGUCAGUGCUUGUAAUGCAUCUAUGUGAAAUAUGACCGCUGCAGUGGUGCAUUGUGGUAACCUGACCCGUGGUGUCGGCCGCUUCCGAGAGAUUCUCCGAGCCGUUGAGACCAGAACCACUCAGAACCUACGUAUGACUAUUGCCAGGCAGCUUGCAGAGAUCCUUCUGAGGGGCAUGUGUGAACAGAGUUACUGGAACCCACUGGAAGACCCCCCCCACCAUUCCCCACUGGAUGAUCCUCUCAGACACACCCCGCACACAAAGGACUACGCCCUCAGCCGCCGCCCACGCAUCUACUCAGGAGAGAAUUUGUUUUGUCCGCAGGAGAACACAGAGGAGGCCUUACUUCUGUUGUUAAUCAGUGAGUCCAUGGCUAACAGAGACGCCGUAUUGAGUCGAAUCCCUGAACACAAUAAUGACCGAAUCAUCAGCCUCCAGAGCGCCUCACUGGUGUACGACCUGCUGACCAUCGCGCUUGGCCGACGCGGACAGUAUGAGAUGCUCUCAGAGUGUCUCGAAAGAGCCAUGAAGUUUGCCUUUGAGGAGUUUCAUCUCUGGUUCCAGCUCGCUCUCUCCCUCAUGGCUGCUGGGAAGUCUGCUCGAGCAGUAAAAGUGCUGAAGGAGUGUAUGAGACUGAAGCCGGAUGAUCCCACCAUCCCUCUGCUGGCCGUCAAGCUGUGUAUUGGAAACCUGCACUGGCUGGAAGAAGGUGAGCGCUUCGCUAAAAUAGUGAUUGAUAUGGGUGAGAAGGCGGCUGAAUUCAGGGCCAAAGGCUAUCUAGCAAUUGGUCUUGUCUACAGUCUGAAAGCCACAGAUGCAUCUCUUCGAGGAAUGCAGGAAGAGUAUCAGAAAAAAGCACUGAGUGCUUUCCAGAGGGCACAGAGUCUGUCCCCCACUGAUCAUCUGGCUGUUUUCUACCUGGCACUGCAGCUGGCUGUAUCUCGACAGAUUCCAGAAGCUCUCGGUUAUGUACGCCAGGCGUUACAGCUGCAGGGCGAUGAUGUUCAUUCACUGCACCUGCUGGCCUUGCUGCUGUCAGCUCAGAAACACUACCACGAUGCUCUCAACAUCAUCGAGAUGGCCCUCAGCGAAUACCCUGAGAACUUCAUUCUUUUAUUCACAAAGGUGAAGUUGGAGACAUUGUGUCGAGGACCAGAGGAGGCAUUACUCUCCUGCAAACGCAUGCUGCAGAUUUGGAAAUCCUGUUACAACCUCACCAACCCCAGUGAUUCUGGGAGGGGGAGCAGUCUGUUAGACAGAGCUGUUGCUGACCGUCGCCAGCUGAACGCCAUGACACUACCUGACUUCAGUGAUCCAGAGACAGGCAACCUUCCAGAUGCUUUCUUUCAUGGUUUUGACUCAUUUAUUGGGGUUUGUUCCGUCCAUGCCACCUCUAUAGCAGCGUCACGGGUGGAACAGGCGCUGUCUGAGGUGGCCUCCUCCCUCCAGAGCAGUGCUCCAAAACAGGGACCCCUCCACCCUUGGAUGACCCUCGCCCAGAUCUGGCUGCAUGCAGCGGAGGUGUAUAUUGGAAUGGGAAAGGCGGCGGAGGCGACAGCGUGUACGCAGGAAGCAGCCAACCUGUUCCCCAUGUCCCAUAACGUGUUGUUUAUGAAGGGUCAGGUGGCAGAGCUGCGGGGGAAUGUGGACGAGGCCAAACGCUGGUACGAGGAGGCGCUGUCCAUCAGCCCCACCCACGUCAAGACCAUGCAGAGACUGGGUCUGAUAUUGCAUCAGCUACAGAGGUACAGUCUUGCGGAGAAGAUCUUGCGUGAUGCGGUGCAGGUGAACAGCACAGCACAUGACGUGUGGAACAGUCUGGGAGAGGUGCUGCAAGCCCAAGGCAAUGACGCCGCUGCGACCGAAUGCUUCCUUACUGCCCUGGAACUGGAGGCCAGCUGCCCCAUCUUACCUUUCACCAUCAUUCCCCGCACCCUCUAAGACACUCCGCGUGCUCACCACCAACAAAAACCUCUGUCCGAGAGUCGUGCAUGAACCACAGCCCUCAAUCACACACAAACGCCCAACCUGAAACUUCUCUUCUAUCCUGGAAUGCCUUUCCCACCCCUCUAAACUUUUUAUCUGUUCUCAGAUGUGGAUCUGCAGAAAAAGAACUCCAAUUGACACAGUUGUCAGUGUGAACUUUUCUAGACUGCUUCACACUCUUGGCUUUUUUCUCCUCCCCUCUUUCUUCCUUCUUUCUCUGCUAGAAUGUCCUCCUGCUUCUGUACAUCGUAGUGGUGCCGCCCAUCUUAAAACCCCACUCCCUUCAGCACUCUGUUUGGUCAGUUUCACUCCACUGUAUGACUGGACCAAAGAGAAACCUGUACAAGCUGUUGUCACAGUGAAGCGGGUGAUUGAUGCAGCGGUUUCAUCAAACCACAGUGCUUCCUUUUUGCCCCGAAACAUGUCCAGAAACAUACAAUCUCGAGAUUCUAGUAGCUGUGUGUCAUACGAACCAGUAAUAACACUGAUGCAGAGACGGUCAAAAGUGUCUAUAUGUGUGCUGUGUGUUUGUGCAGAGUUAAAAUGACGGUCAGAGUGUGUGUGUCCUUUAUAUGUGUUAUUAUCCAGAAUAUGUGGCGUGUGCGUGUGUUUAUUUUGAAUGGAAUACGACGUUACAGUGGAUCCCUGUUACACACAUGCGUAAUAAAGAUUGUGUUUCCAUGCUGUUGUUCCUGAGGGCAGGGGUGUCACCCUUGUUAUGACUCCUAGAGAAACAUUACAUCCCCCUCUGAUCAAACACUGUAUUGUUUAUAUACUGUAUGUACAAAAGAAUCACCUAGAGUAAAUGGAACAGAUGCCAAAAGAACAACUAUUCUAAAAACAAAUAUUUUAUCUUGGUUCUCAUUAAAGGAGAAGAUAAAUCUAGUUUUGGACAUUUCGUUUUGUUCGUUGGUUUGUUUUUCCACAUUUAUCCUAAUUCAGAGGUCAAGAUUUAUAUUGUUGAUUUAUCAGAGACGUGUUAUAAUAGAUGUUUAUUUAUCUGUGUCCCAGUGGCCACGUGUUAGAUGGGUGAAGGGUGUGUGUGUGUGUGUGUGUGUGUGUGUGUGUGUGUGUGUGUGUGUGUGUGUGUGUGUGUGUGUGUGUGUGUGUGUGUGUGUGUGUGUAUGUGUGUGUUCCUGAGAAACCAACAUGAGGUGUGUUGGACUGUUACGGACAGACACGUUGAACUCUCAGAUAUGCAAACUAUCUUCAUAAUGGUCAAAGUGAUUACACCCAUGUAAGAGAGAAAGUGGAAGAUUGUAUGUGUGUACUUGAAGUCUUAGCAGUGUCAAUCACAGGGCCAAACACACAACUGGAAAAGCUGUUUUAUGAUGUCAAUAAAUGAUAAAUUGUGAAAA
Messenger RNA from Ctenopharyngodon idella (grass carp), 5437 nucleotides. RefSeq names its product tetratricopeptide repeat domain 7B (gene ttc7b). The record is from RefSeq and is a predicted model, not a curated record. Bases 2124 to 4034 code for a protein of 636 amino acids. Gene Ontology annotation, cellular component: plasma membrane. The transcript has 19 exons. Lineage: Eukaryota; Metazoa; Chordata; Actinopteri; Cypriniformes; Xenocyprididae. Gene Ontology annotation, biological process: protein localization to plasma membrane; phosphatidylinositol phosphate biosynthetic process. Gene Ontology annotation, molecular function: protein binding.